UCUACCAAUGUACUUCCGCUCUUCCAAAGUGGACGGGGCAGCUAUCGGUAGGAAUCAAUUGUUUUCUUGAAGUUAGACUAUAAGGAGAGCACAGCACCAAAAAUAGGUUGGACAAGAAUGUCAGUAUUAACUUAUUGGCAUUCGCGGAAAAAAAAGAAACACUUACGAUACAGUCCCAGAUUUAUUGAUUUGGUUUACCAAAAAUCUUAUCGGAACUUUGGCUGUCAUGGCGACGAGGCAGCGAGUCCUAACAGGUUGACUGCACAUAGUUGCUGAGGAUUGGUCGCUGUAGGUAGAAUUACGUCACAGAAAGGAUUUCGUCGCAGAUCUCAUUACGUCACAGAGCUACCCACACAUUAAGCCAUCAUGUCUGACGUUCCUCCGCAACAACCCCCUCCAGCCUAUGCCCCACCUACACCGCACUAUCCGGCUUACCCCCCAAAUUAUUACCCACCGCCCCAGCCUCAGCCUCAGAUUAUAAUGAUCCAACAGCAGCAACAGCAACAACAACAACAAAAUGUUAAUGUCACAGUGGAUAGGAGAAAUGACGUAGUAGUUGUCAAACGAGAAGUCAAUCACUGUCUCCAUUGUAUAAUAUCUCUCUUCUUCUGGCCCUGGAUAUUUGUCUGGAUUGCCCUGUGCAUAUGUGACGAUAUGUAAAUGGACUCUACAUCUAGACUACGCAGAGCCUAACAGGAUCCAUCCCUGGAGUCAGCAAACAUAAGGUUAAAGGAAACUUAUUUUAGUGUUUCAUUAUUACAUCACAUUCCAAUCUUCUUCUAACAAUAGCAUCGUCUGUCUCUUCACAUUCUGCAUUAUUUAGACCAUACACUUCAUGGAACAACCACUACACAGAACAACAGGUCGAUAAUGAAUGAAAUGUUCCCUUGUUAUUUAGACCAUACACUUCAUGGAACAACCACUACACAGAACAACAAGUCGAUAAUGAAUGAAAUGUUCCCUUGUUAUUUAGACCAUACACUUCAUGGAACAACCACUACACAGAACAACAGGUCGAUAAUGAAUGAAAUGUUCCCUUGUUAUUUAGACCAUACACUUCAUGGAACAACCACUACACAGAACAACAGGUCGAUAAUGAAUGAAAUGUUCCCUUGUUAUUUAGACCAUACACUUCAUGGAACAACCACUACACAGAACAACAGGUCGAUAAUGAAUGAAAUGUUCCCUUGUUAUUUAGACCAUACACUUCAUGGAACAACCACUACACAGAACAACAGGUCGAUAAUGAAUGAAAUGUUCCCUUGUUAUUUAGACCAUACACUUCAUGGAACAACCACUACACAGAACAAGUCGAUAAUGAAUGAAAUGUUCCCUUGUUAUUUAGACCAUACACUUCAUGGAACAACCACUACACAGAACAACAGGUCGAUAAUGAAUGAAACGUUCCCUUGUUAUUUAGACCAUACACUUCAUGGAACAACCACUACACAGAACAACAGGUCGAUAAUGAAUGAAAUGUUCCCUUGUUAUUUAGACCAUACACUUCAUGGAACAACCACUACACAGAACAACAGGUCGAUAAUGAAUGAAAUGUUCUCUUGUUAUUUAGAAAUAAGCAACACAACAUCGAUGUCGUAAUGGCUCUUUUAGGAAUUAUCUCAAGUAUAAUAUUGUAAAACUGCUGACUCAGGCAACCCAUUCCUUGCUCUAAUAGCACAUAUUUUGAAGUUCUUUAAUUGAAACUUCCAAUAAAUGUGAAAUAAGUCUACCAAUAAUGCAUGUAGAUAACUCUAUUACUAGUUGAGCUAAUAUUGAUUUCAGAUAACCAUUAAGCAAUUAGAUAUGAUCAAUAAUGGCAAUGUCUUCGAUUCCAAAGUCCAAAGUCUAAAUAUGAGUGCAGUGUUUCACAUAUCAGCGAGUAUUCAUGUUCGAUAAUUCUAUUACUAACUUUUAUAAAUCAUUAUUGUAAGUAAUUAAAUAUGAUUUCAAAAUAGUUCUAUUGAAACAAUCUACCUAACUAUGAGAUCCUUCUGUUAUAUAAUGUCAUAUAUUUUGCAAUUCUAUGUAAUAUUAAAUUCUGUUCUAUUUAAAUUAUUUAAUUAAUCAACUAUUUUUCCUUAAUUUUAUUGUAUGUACCUUUUGCUAUGUUUUAUUAUGUUUCCUAAAAACGUCAUUAUUAUUGUAAUUACUAUUUUGUGUGUGAAAAAUACAAAAUGUCUACAAUUCUAGAUAAAUUUAGCUUGUUACUUUGAAAGGAACAAAAUUUAUGUGAUCUACACGCUUCUGUUUGCUGUAGUUACAAAUCAUGUUUUCUGUUUACUGUGGUUACAAAUCAUGUUUUCUGUUUGCUGUGGUUACAAAUCAUGUUUUCUGUUUGCUGUAGUUACAAAUCAUGUUUUCUGUUUGCUGUAGUUACAAAUCAUGUUUUCUGUUUGCUGUAGUUACAAAUCAUGUUUUCUGUUUGCUGUAGUUACAGAUCAUGUUUUCUGUUUGCUGUAGUUACAAAUCAUGUUUUCUGUUUGCUGUAGUUACAAAUCAUGUUUUCUGUUUGCUGUAGUUACAAAUCAUGUUUUCUGUUUGCUGUAGUUACAAAUCAUGUUUUCUGUUUCUUAACGCGUUAAAAACUAUGUGGACGUAAUUAGACUCGUUUUAUUUCUUUGGAUCCGAUUUAAUAAUAAUAAUAGUAAUAAUAACAAUAACAAUAAUUUAGUUCAUUUAGUCUGUUAUUGACGGAAGUGGUAAUGGAUAUAAACACGCCACUACCUAUAAAAUGUUUCCGAUGGCUUACGCCUCAAAUAGACUCAGACAAACACAGUCUUAGACAUUUAGACCGAAGGAGAAGGAGCCAAGACAACUUACUCUUAAUCCAGUGAUUUUCGGAUAGGAGGGGCUCCUUAGCUUUGGCUGUCUACCCUUCUAGAAGGAAAACUCUGAAUCCAAACCUCUGCUUCCUUGUUGCUAUAAACAGAAAUGAGUCGACCCUGAGGAGAAAUCAGGAACCAGUGACCAUAAAGAAGUUGACAGAAUCUGCCACGUAGCUCCUAGGAAACAUUUCUGUGUGGACGACAUCGUUCUGACUCUGGCCAACAUCCAAGUUUUCAUUUCUGUGACAUGCUCCGUAGAGUCACUUCACGGCUGAAGGAAGUGACCAAAGAGUUAACAAAUAUAAUGCAGGUUUAGGACACUACUAGAACAUAAUAGACAUAAACAUGAAAAGUUUAAAUACUAAACUAAAUAAGUGUUAAACACUUUGACAAUGAGCAAGUUCCAAACCUUUAGUUCACUGAAAAAUCGGCUCUCCCGGUAUUUAUAGAAAUAUGUUACAUUUUACAAUGCUUAUAUCAAUUCACUCUGCCAGGUAAAAAGUGUGUACAUGUUAUUUCCAUUCGGAUCAAGUUAAAACUGCACAAUUAUUCGUUGGCAUAAACAAGAUAUGAAUCAAUAAAUAUUAACCAAUUAGUCAAAUAUUUAACUGGUAAUUAAUUAUUUCGUUUGAUACCAACAAGUGAAAUUAAUCCUAUUGUCGUCUGUAUAUGUAGGGUAUCGUCCCCUUAGGUAAUCAAGUUGAAACUUUAUCUUUUGUACCUAACAAAACAUGAAUCCAUACAAAUUAACCAAUUUGUCAAUUAAUUAUUGGUAGUUAAUUAUUUUGUUUGAUAUCGAAAAUGAGAAAUAAAUUCUACACUAUUGAGA
This is a messenger RNA of Biomphalaria glabrata, 3654 nucleotides long. RefSeq names its product nuclear receptor coactivator 6-like. The record is from RefSeq and is a predicted model, not a curated record. Lineage: Eukaryota; Metazoa; Mollusca; Gastropoda; Planorbidae. The transcript has 6 exons. Bases 367 to 660 code for a protein of 97 amino acids.